Hymenoscyphus albidus is the source of this 1632-nucleotide messenger RNA. The record is from the annotation of a GenBank genome assembly. NCBI's taxonomy places the organism in Eukaryota, Fungi, Ascomycota, Leotiomycetes, Helotiales, Helotiaceae.
AUGGCUUCCUUCAAACGAGAACACUCCCUCUCGUCAUUUGAUCCAGAAAGUCACGAAGACACUGAGAAUUCAAGGAAACGGCCCCGGCAACGGCAAGCAGAAUGUGUCGCAUCAUCAUCCAAGAUAGCAUCGACAAAGGCCCUCCAGAACUUGGAGGAGAAUGUAUCUUCCGAUAAGUCUACGAAAAAAAAAGGAUUCCAAAUGCCAAUCUUCACACAUACACGAAUCAUCGAGCACUCAAGCUCCCGACUUCCUAAAACUAGCGUUAAAGCAUUAUUCGGCCAUUGACACGGAGAGGCAACAAGCCGCCCAGUAUAUCGCUGGCAAGAGUGUGGAAAUCGCUUUUCUCGAGGAUACAAUGAACAACCUGCGACGUGAUAGUGUUGAACAACAAGACCGGUUCGAUAGUUUGAGGACCCAGUCACUCACUCAGACAACGGAGAUUGUGGAGCUGCUUAAACAUAUCCUCGAAAACGCUCCCCGGGAAGGUAGUCAUCUCACUCCGUUAAACUCCAUACAUUAGUCUAAUCUUAUGCAGAUAUACCGGAGUCCAAAAGGAAGCUACUCCGGUCGUGCCCAGAAUCAGGGAAUUCGGAAAUCACAUUGAGUUUGAACGAUCAAGUCACUGUUGAGGAACUAGAAACACGACGGUUGAACUUUUAUGAAUCACUUUGCAGCGGUGAGGGUCGACGGUUUGAACCCUUGUCCACGCACCAGGCAGUGGAUAUCACAAAUUUCUUCUUCGGCAUCUUCACACAUGAAAUCUUGCCACACUUUACACCAAUUGCUCAAGCUUACGCAGUAUCGAUAGCACAAGAAAACGCCAUCAAAGCGGCUGACAAAAUCCUUAAAGGAUCAUCCAUUCCACCAUUGGCAUGGUCAAUGUAUCACGCCAUCAACUCGAUUUCGCAGCGAAGAUCAAAUGAGCAUGCCAAAAAGGAGGAUGCCUGCCCGGAGAGUCUGGAAGCAAUUGGGAUAGUAAAGGCCCUUCAAUUAUAUAAAGCUAUCACGGUUAAGGAAAACAUUUUCAGGAAGCAUUCUUUCGACAGGUUUGUGCGGAGUCUGGCACUCGACCAAAAUGCCGCCCAUAUUAUACUUACAAUGUUUCCUGGUUGUAUGCAAGAUCUCCAGCGCGAGUUUGGAUCGGAGAUAGCAUUGCUGUUUGCUGGUCGCGAAAGCCAACUGUAUGUGUGAUAAUAUCGGACUCUUUAUAUGUGACUUGUUAACAGUCAUAUCAGGAACUGGUUCGAUGGUUGCGGAUCUGUCAAUCAGAUUUUCGAUCUUUUAGACCACAUACUUCCUGAGAAGAAAGAAGUAUGUUCAAUUGCUGAAAGGAAUUUCCUUGAUGCCAUGGACGAAAGACUGGAGUUGAAAUGCCGUUUGGACAAGGGGGACAGUCUUUAUGGAUGCUUCAUGACAGAAGAUGAACAUGAUGGAUGAACUUAUCAAUGCAACAAUAGCACAGGAGAAGGACUGAAACGAUGCUUCGUUUCACUAAAUAUUUGGUAGCUUAUUGGUUCCAAGACGGAUUUGAGAGUCUUCUGGAGACAAGGGCAGAUUGUGUGUUCAAAACUUUGUACUUAAUGCGUCAAAAAUGUUGGCACUUGCUGUUUUUAAAUGAUUGAAUCCUUG